ACCGGUGAGAGCUCCACGUCUCCAACCAAAUUCCAUCGUCUUCAACCCAACCCAACCCAAACACCACCAUGAGCAGGGGGAGGAGCAGGCUGAGCUGGCUGUGGAGGGCGCCGGCGAGGGCGCUGGGGAGGGCGCGGGACAUGUACGUGCGGGGGAUGACGGGGUGCGCGCGCUGCGUGCCGGCGGACGCCGCGUUCGGCUACCCGGUGUUCGUGCCGUCCUCCGCCGCCGCCUCGAUGAGGAGCAACAGCUUCGGGUCGGACUCGCGGUUCGGCGGCGGCGCCGACGACGACCUCCGGGAGCUGAUCCGCGCGGCGUCGCAGAGGCGCGCCGCGGAGCAGGAGCGGGAGGCGCGGGCCGUGGCCAGGAGCCAGAGCAUGGCGUCGGGGAUCUCCAUGGCGCGGAUCGACGAGGACGCGCCGUGCGAGGAGUUCGGCGACGCCGGCGUGAUGCACUACCCCAGGAGCCAGAGCUGCGUCGGCGGCGUCGGCGGGAGGAUCGCUCACUGUCACAGGAAGGUGGCGGCCUUGGCCUGAGCUGCUGCCCGCCGGUCGUGCUCGCGACGGUGUUCAUCGCCAUUAAUGGUCUUCUCUGGAGGUCUAGUAGCCAUUCAAACUUUGGGAUUUUGCGUUUGUAAAUAUGAUUUUUGUUGAGAAUUCGUGAGUCGUAAUUGCUAUUUUUGCUGCUGCAAAACAGGGGCAAAUGCAAGAAACUGAAUAGUAUUUUCGGAAUUGCUAUAUGUCACGCAAAAGUUAGCUUAACUUAGUUUUUUUUUCCCUUUUA
This is a messenger RNA of Oryza sativa Japonica Group (Japanese rice), 783 nucleotides long. The record is from RefSeq and is a predicted model, not a curated record. NCBI's taxonomy places the organism in Eukaryota, Viridiplantae, Streptophyta, Magnoliopsida, Poales, Poaceae.